AGCCGGAAGUGUAUCUGGGCCGAGAUUCUCGUGUGCCGGAAGUUCCGGUUCGCGCGGGAGCCUCAGCGAUCGGAGAGAGAGAGAGAGCGGGGGAGGGAGGAUCCAGUCUGCAGGCACAGCCGGCACCCAGCGGCCCAUCCAUGGCGGACGGAACCGACCUCAUCGAUAUCUACGCCGAGGAGGAGUUUAUACAGGAAUCAGAAUUUGCUGCUGAGCAGGUAGACUUGUAUGAUGAUGUUUUGGCAGCAUCAAGUAAGCCGUCAUCAAUCAAUGAUGGGAACAAUCUCUUCAUGGAACCUCCAUCUCCUAUACAGUCAACAGCUUCCAAACUAAAACCUUCCAUCCUGUAUACGUACAACAAUCUGCGCAAGAUCGCAUCAAUAUAUGUUGGAAAUUUCACAUGGUGGACGACAGAUCAGCAGCUUCUCUCUGCGAUCCGCUCUGUUGGUGUGCGGGAUCCUGUGGAGCUGAAGUUUGCAGAGAACCGAGCUAACGGACAGUCUAAAGGGUAUGCAGAGGUGUUGGUUUCCUCAGAAACCUCAAUGAACCAACUGCUUGAAAAACUUCCUCAAAAGAAGCUGAAUGGGGAGAAGUUGGACGUGCGACCGGCCAAUCGGCAGAACCUAUCUUUUUUCGAGGCAUUAGCACGAAAGAAAAUCCCUCCACGUGCUAACUCCAAGGGCUCUGUGGAUUCCCUUGAUGGCACUGCAGCCCCUCCUGAACCUGGCAUACCCACACCACAAGCAGAGGCACCGAAAAGCAUACUGCCAUUCUAUGCCCGCCCUGCAUUCAUGGACAAUGCUUCCCGCAUUCCUGUUAUGACCCUUCAGCACCCCCCAAUGUCUAUUCCUCCUCCUUCAUCUCCCAGCUUGGCUGCUGCAUACCGGCCACCUCCAAUUCCCAUAAUGCAGUUUCCACACCUUAUGCCCCCUCCUCCUAGGCUUCCUCCUCCUCUAGGCAUGCCUCCCCCAAAUACACUGCCACCAGCACUUCAUUUAAAUCCCGCUUUCUUCCCCCCUCCUAACUCUGCCAUGGGCCCUCCUCCUGAUCCUUACAAGAUGAUGUCUAGUCCGUUCAUGCACAGUCGGGACUUGAAGGGUCCAAUCCCACAUGUGAGUGAAGCAGAAUUUGAAGAGUUAAUGAACAGAAAUCGAGCUAUUUCUAGGAGUGCUCUAUCUAAUGCAGUCUGUGGAGCAACUUCAGGUGAUUACUCAAACUCCAUAAAAACUCUUGAAACAGCCAUUGCUGUAAUUAAAGAGUCACGUGUGGCAAGUGAUGACCGCUGUCGGGUGCUGCUGGCCUCUCUCAGAGACUGUCUCCAUGGCAUUCAAGACAAAGCCAAUUCUAUCAGCAGGAAGCGGCACAGGUCCAGAGAUCGUUCACCCAGCCGUUCCCGGGAAGGCAGCAGCCGACGUCACAGAGACAACCAUGAUGAUCGCUCAGAAGAUUAUUACCAUGAGCGGCAUCGAGACAAGGACCGACAUCGCUGAGACAGGUCUACAGGAUGCACCAUAGAUGCUUUUUUUUUUUUUUAAUUUUUUUUUUUUUUUUUUAAUAUUCAAUGGACUAAUGUCAUUGUGACCUAGAAAAAAAUACCCAGACCCCCCCAGUGGAAUGAAGACUCCCCUUCCUUUAUCUUUGACCACUCUGUGAUUUUACUGCAUUUCAUGCUGGGACCAAUCUGUCUCCUUCAUAAAGCACAGAGCUGUCUCAUUAGCAUCUCAUCCAACAGCUUCUCCUGAAAAGACAAACACUUGCCAUUCUGCAAACCAGGACCAUGCCUUUGCCCCCACUUUGGAUUUGUUUAAACACAG
Molecule: messenger RNA, 1814 nt
Organism: Pelobates fuscus (common spadefoot toad)
Lineage: Eukaryota; Metazoa; Chordata; Amphibia; Anura; Pelobatidae
Gene: CPSF7
Product: cleavage and polyadenylation specific factor 7
Exons: 9
Coding region: 141-1490 (449 amino acids)
Biological process (GO): mRNA alternative polyadenylation
Cellular component (GO): mRNA cleavage and polyadenylation specificity factor complex
Molecular function (GO): mRNA binding
Source: RefSeq, a predicted model, not a curated record